GGAGCGCAGAUGAAUUUUUCAGUUGCCUUCAGCAAUGAGACGAAUCUUAUUGAUGAUGGAUUUUAUCUAGUUGCCUUCCGCACUAUGGCCAAUAAAAACUACCUCAUUUUGGCCUUGUCCAUCAUCUACAUCAUCACCUUGCUGGGUAAUCUUGUUUUGCUGGCUGUGGUCCUAAUGAAUUCUAGUUUACACAACCCAAAAUAUCUCGCUGUGUGUAAUCUAGCCGUUGUCGACAUUUCAAUGAACAGUGUUAUCAUUCCUCAAAUGGUGCCUGUGUUUGUGUUUAAUCAGAACCGAGUUUCAUUUGGAACAUGCUUUUCUCAAAUGUUUUUCAUACAUUUCUUUGGUGACAUGGAGUCUUUCUCUCUUGCUCUUUUGGCUUACGACCGCCUGGUUGCCAUCUGCUGGCCCCUGCGUUACCCCACCAUUAACACCAACCCGAGGAUGAUGCUCAUAAUAGCAGGGAUUUGGUCUCUGGUUUUUCUGCUAGAUAUUUUCCCAGUAACUCUGGCUGCCAUGUUGCCUUACUGCAGCUCCAGAGAGGUGCGAAGCUGCUGUUGCGAGCACGGUCCAGUGUAUGUACUGGCCUGUGCAGACAUUUCUUACAACAGGAGAAUGGCUACAGCUAAAACACUGACGACUUUAUUGGGACCUCUGACGUUUAUAAUUGUCACCUAUGUGAUAGUGGUGGUGGCAGUGCUGCGCAUUGCAUCUGUAGCACAGCGCUGGAAGGCCUUUCAUACCUGUCUCAACCACCUGCUGCUGGUCCUGAUCUAUUACAUGCCAGUUAUCCUUGCAUAUGUACUAGGGAACCUGCGGUUAGUUCAGUAUGUUGAUAUUUUCACAGCUGCGCUGACCGUGUCUGUAACUCUUCCCCCAAUGUUGAACCCCAUCAUAUACAGCUUAAAGACUGAUGAACUGAGAGACAAGAUAAUGAUGUUUUUGAGAAAACCAAAGGUGGCACAAGAGAUUCAAAAUUAUGCAAAUGGUUAA
Messenger RNA from Paramisgurnus dabryanus, 993 nucleotides. It is a transcript of the gene or40a1, whose product is annotated as odorant receptor, family 40, subfamily A, member 1. Gene Ontology annotation, cellular component: plasma membrane. NCBI's taxonomy places the organism in Eukaryota, Metazoa, Chordata, Actinopteri, Cypriniformes, Cobitidae. Gene Ontology annotation, molecular function: G protein-coupled receptor activity; olfactory receptor activity. The record is from RefSeq and is a predicted model, not a curated record. Gene Ontology annotation, biological process: G protein-coupled receptor signaling pathway.